CCCCAGUCGCCAUAUCAUCCGCCAUUACAUUUUGGAUUUUGCGUAAAUUGGUCAUCGCAUUGACAUCGUGCUUGAACUGAGCAUAUUAGUGACAUAUAUAGUGUUCGUGCGUCGUAUCGCAGAGAUUUAUUAAAACAAAGAGAAGCGACGCUCAAUCGUAUGUCCAUCCAGAAUCUCAACACAUUCGACCCAUUCGCCGAUGCUAUCAAAAGCUCGGAAGACGACGUUCAAGAUGGAUUAGUCCACGUCCGGAUCCAGCAGCGGAACGGACGUAAGACGUUGACGACGGUGCAAGGACUGUCCUCGGAAUAUGACCUGAAAAAGAUCGUGCGGGCAUGCAAGAAGGAGUUCGCGUGCAACGGUACCGUGGUGGAACAUCCGGAGUACGGCGAAGUACUGCAGCUGCAGGGAGAUCAGCGCGAGAACAUUUGCCAGUGGCUCACUAAAUCGGGCCUCGUGAAGCCCGAGCAACUCAAGGUCCACGGUUUCUAGAACAAAUAACAUGUCCUUCCCUGCGACAUCAUGAUAGUUUAUAUUAUGAGAGCGUGAGAGUUAUAACAUUAUCUAAUAUGUAUUUAGAAAGUACCGACGUUUACAGAGAGUAUUGUUAUCCCGGCCGUACGGCCAGCACCCUGUGCCUUGCUGUCUCCGUAUUGUAAAAAUAAAUGUAUUUUUGAAUAUCGACACCGUCUCCGGACAGCUUAAGUUUAUUUAACGCCGAACGAAAAUAGUCUAUAAUCAUUUUUGUUUUAUACGACAUAUAUAAAUUGCUGUAAUAAUAUGAUGUCUCCAUUAUUAAACAUGUUUUUGUA
This is a messenger RNA of Danaus plexippus (monarch butterfly), 812 nucleotides long. RefSeq names its product eukaryotic translation initiation factor eIF1 (gene eIF1). Gene Ontology annotation, molecular function: ribosomal small subunit binding; translation initiation factor activity; RNA binding. Gene Ontology annotation, biological process: translational initiation. NCBI's taxonomy places the organism in Eukaryota, Metazoa, Arthropoda, Insecta, Lepidoptera, Nymphalidae. Gene Ontology annotation, cellular component: eukaryotic 43S preinitiation complex. The record is from RefSeq and is a predicted model, not a curated record. The transcript has a single exon. Bases 160 to 492 code for a protein of 110 amino acids.